Messenger RNA from Penicilliopsis zonata CBS 506.65, 1104 nucleotides. RefSeq lists its product as hypothetical. The transcript has 9 exons. The coding region runs from base 1 to 1104 and encodes 367 amino acids. Gene Ontology annotation, cellular component: nucleus; cytosol. Gene Ontology annotation, molecular function: mRNA 5'-diphosphatase activity. Gene Ontology annotation, biological process: NAD-cap decapping; nuclear-transcribed mRNA catabolic process. Lineage: Eukaryota; Fungi; Ascomycota; Eurotiomycetes; Eurotiales; Aspergillaceae. The record is from RefSeq and is a predicted model, not a curated record.
AUGAGUCGAUGCGCUUUUGAUAUUCAACCAAUCGGCCGGUUUGAAGGCUCAAACACGUCGAUUCGACGCCCCAAGGAAAUCGCGUGCUUUUCUUACGAUGAUCAGCAUCAAUUUCGUCUCGAUGACUCGUCUCUGCGGUACUAUUAUCCGCCGCACCUGCCAGUAGAUCUGAAUCAAGGCUUCGAGACAUUCCAGAAAUUAGACGACACUGGAGAUGACCAUCUAGAUGCACUACUGGAAACUAUCAUUGCUCAUGAGAAGGAGACGGGAAAGAAAUGCGAGGUCGAUAUAAUCACCUGGAGAGGGAUGAUGACCAAAAUCCUUACUGCUCCAUUCGAGAAUAUGAAUGGAUUUGAAAUGAAUGCCACAUUUUUCCAGGGAACCAUAUUCAUCGAGGAAAAUAAUGCAUAUAAAAAUAUGCAGAAGCAAAUGCAGAGGAAUCAACGGAUGCCACCAGGAAUGCCUCCACAGGACGUUAUGGCAUAUUGGGGCUACAAGUUUGAGACACUUUCUGUCUUGCAGCAACCAUGGGACCCGACGCCACGUACAGAAAUCGAGGAUCGUGAAAACGAAAUUGUCAACAACCAUAGCCAGUACUGCUCCGUGGUCCGAACCGGAAUGGGCAACGUCAAGAUGAUCCUUGGCGGCGAGGUAGAUGCAGUGUGGGACUGUAAGCCUGAGCGCAAGGAAGAUGCCAUUCACUGGGUCGAGUUAAAGACAUCAGCUGAAAUACGGAACGACCGUGACAUGCUGAAAUUCGAACGCAAACUCUUGAAAUUCUGGGCACAGUCGUUUCUCCUAGGAGUUCCAAAGAUCAUUGUUGGUUUUCGUACUCCACAAGGCAUCCUGACCUCGUUGGAGGAGAUCGAGACUGCCACUAUUCCCAACCAAGUCAAAAAGGGGAGAAACACAUGGGACGGAAACGUUUGCAUAAAUUUUGCUGCUAAAUUCCUCGAGUGGCUCAAGGGCGUCAUUCACGAGGAGGGAACAUGGAGGAUCCGAAAGCAUGAGAAAUCGUCGAAGAUCGAAGUCUUCAAAGUGGAAGACAGUGGUAAUGGCGAUAUCCUCUCCCAAUCGUUCAUCGCAUGGCGCUCACAUGCCUGA